AUGUUUUACAUCGAUCACAAUUCCCAUGAGCGCGAACGAAACAUGACCUGCCUGGGCUCCGUGUUUGAAGACAUACUCGGAAGAAGUAUGGUUACGAGUCAUGGACGAGAUGAAAUUCGGAGAUGUCGAGGACCUUUCGAGAAAUACUUCUCAACCCAAGCUGUGUCAGACAGCCUAAAAGUUAUGGAACAAGAAUGUGUAUCGUUCGUAGAAACCUUAACUGUUGGCAAAGCAGUCGAUCUGAAUGAACGAACCCUAGGCAACCUUACACUUCGAAUCCUGGUCCACAAGAUUUAUGGAAAGGACGUCCUGGAAAAGUAUUUUGGAAGGAUUUUGGAUAUCUUUGAUAUGCUUCAGGAUACUCUGGAAAUGGAUAAUUUGGGUGUUACUAGACUGCCAUUUUAUACGUAUCUUCCCACAAAAAAGAAAUGGAAAGCGCGCUCGUUCAACACAGCUUUGUAUGGCUUUAAUCGAUUCUUGUUCAAGGAAUAUGAAGAAGGGCGUCUCCGUUCAAGGGAAGGUUGUUUUUUUUCCAUCGUAGAAAGUAUAAAAACUCAUCAAAUCGAACUUGAUGAAGAGGAG
Molecule: messenger RNA, 582 nt
Organism: Paramuricea clavata
Lineage: Eukaryota; Metazoa; Cnidaria; Anthozoa; Malacalcyonacea; Plexauridae
Source: the annotation of a GenBank genome assembly